Molecule: messenger RNA, 972 nt
Organism: Candoia aspera
Lineage: Eukaryota; Metazoa; Chordata; Lepidosauria; Squamata; Candoiidae
Product: olfactory receptor 4Q3-like
Exons: 2
Coding region: 1-972 (323 amino acids)
Biological process (GO): G protein-coupled receptor signaling pathway
Cellular component (GO): plasma membrane
Molecular function (GO): G protein-coupled receptor activity; olfactory receptor activity
Source: RefSeq, a predicted model, not a curated record
AUGUCCUACAUUGUUUGGUGGAGUCCUGUCAUCCCCAUGAAUGCCUCCACAGUCACAGAAUUUGUCUUCCUGGGUCUUUCCAGAUCUCGAUAUAUCCAGGUCCUUCUAUUUGUCCUCGUCAUGAUGUGCUACACUGCCAUUUUAUUGGGUAACAUCCUCAUUAUAUUGACAGUGCAUAUAGAUCCACGCCUUCUAAAGUUGCCCAUGUACUUUUUCUUAGCCAAUUUGUCCAUGAUUGAUACUGCCUUGGGUUCAGUGGUUGUUCCCAAGGUGGCAACAGACCUGAUCACCUGUGGCAGGACCAUCUCAUUUGGGGGCUGUAUGACACAACUUUUUUUCCUACACUUCCUUGGAGGUUCAGAGAUGCUCCUUCUUACCCUCAUGGCUUAUGAUCGGUAUGUGGCCAUUUGUCACCCACUCACUUAUACAAUCAAGAUGAACCGCCCACGCUGCAUUAGACUUCUGUGUUUCUGUUGGGCUGGAGGCCUCCUCCACUCUGCCAGCCAGCUGUUCCUGGUCCUGCGGCUGCCAUUCUGUGGGCCUAAUGAACUGGACAAUUUCUUUUGUGAUGUUCCACAGGUAGUCAAACUGGCUUGUGUUGACACCCGUGUCACUGAGAUAGUCAUGGUGGCCAAUAGUGGCCUGCUCUCCCUGGUUUGUUUCGUCACCUUGCUGGUCUCCUAUGGCAUCAUCCUGAGCGCACUUCAAGGCCGCUUCAGAGAGAGUGGAUGGAAGGCUCUGUACACCUGUAGCUCUCACUUGACAGUGGUCAGCCUCAUUUUUGUACCAUGUCUUUUUGUGUAUCUUGUCCCCCUGUUUAGCACCAGUGUGGACAUGAUGGCUUCCAUAUUCUAUACAGUAAUCACUCCUCUACUCAACCCUAUUAUAUACACCUUAAGAAAUCGAGAUAUGAGGGAGGCUAUGGGCCGAGUGCAGAAGAAAUGCGUUUUCUCCCAUUGUUGCACAACAUAA